Molecule: messenger RNA, 2522 nt
Organism: Dendronephthya gigantea
Lineage: Eukaryota; Metazoa; Cnidaria; Anthozoa; Malacalcyonacea; Nephtheidae
Product: collagen alpha-6(VI) chain-like
Exons: 8
Coding region: 34-2193 (719 amino acids)
Source: RefSeq, a predicted model, not a curated record
UCCCGUACAGCCGAUGUUGCGAGAGCUUUGCGUAUGGUUAACAAACAGGUUUUCAAUACAUCGACAGGCGGGCACCGUGCGAAAGCUACCGACCUCGUAUUUAUUGCCACACGCGGUGUUAUAAAAGACAGAUAUGCCAUACAACAACAAGUCAAGCUUCUUAAAGAUAAAGGUGUUAGGGUUGCCGUGCUUGAUGUCGCAUACAAAGAUCGAAAGAUCGAUUACUUUAAUGCCAUUCGUGAUAUCGCAUCCAGUGCUCGAGAAAUUUACCCAAUGGAUUUCAGGCGAGCAAGCACUGUCUCGCAGGCUUUGCUGGAUGUCCGAUGUAAAGUCGUGGAAAAAACAGUUUCCCCAGCAUGCUUCAGCGUUUCGCGGAAAGUGCUAUUCUUGCUCGACAGCUCGCGAGGCCUGGGAUACAGAGAGCUGCCUCAAGUAAUCAAAUUCAUUAAAGAUAUUAUAAUAAAGCUGUACACCAAUCCUCGCAACAUUGAAGUUGGUAUGAUCCACUACAGUGACAUGUAUUCCAUAAGAUAUGCGAUGUCAUUGGGAAGAUGGUCGUUAAGACGUGCUUUGAGGAACCUGAACAGACUGAGCUAUACGUACAGACAAGGAAGAGAACAUUACUUAGGAUAUGCUUUGAAAUUCGCUAAAAGGUAUUUUACAAGACUGCCUGUAAGAAAUAAGGAAGAGAGAAUCAUCAUAUUGCUCGCACACAAUCAACCAGCUGAUCCUGAGAAAGCGUUUAAAAUGAGUGAACAAUUACGUUCACAAGGAAUCGAGAUUGUCACCGUCGCAAUUCACACAGUAAAAAAUCCAAUAAGAAUAAACCCUCAGUACAGAGCUUUGGCGACCUCAAGAGCAAAUGCCCACAGCUUUGAUCUAGACAACUUGAAAAAUGGCAGCAUCGACGUUUUGCUGAAUUUAUGCGAGUUGACCGCUUGUCCUAAAGAUUCCACAAAACACUGCACUCCAAAAAAACAAGAUAUAUUUAUGGUGCUCGACAGUUCACGAAGUAUUGGAUUCAGGAUCUAUCCCAAACUAAGACGUUUUGUUCGCAGACUUGUCAACAAACUUGACGUAUCGGAUGAAAGAACUCACCUCGGUAUUCUACAGGCGAGUGACCAUAGGAGAACACAAUACGAGAUGAAGUUGGGAGAAUUUACGGAUUCUAAAGAGAUUGAAAGUGUAAUCAACGAAAUGGAUUAUCACGAAGGCUAUAGAUCGUAUAUUGGUAAAGGAUUGGAAAUUGCUAUUGAGGACAAUCUCUUCAACGCCUCAGGUAACGCCAUACGAAACCGUUUCAAGAGUAACAGCGACCGUCCAGAGGCAGAAAACGUACUAAUGAUUUAUUCCGACGGAAAUUUUCACGACGAACCACAGGCGAAAGAGAUCAUCGAAAACCUGAAACAGUUAGGAGUCCGAGUAGUAGUCGUGGGCCUGGGAAGAGAAUCGCGAAAGUCUCGUGAGAGAGCAUUGCUGGAGAGUUUAGCAACCACAAAUUCUGAUGUUUACCUCGUGAAUUUAAAUAAGGCUAGUCUUUUGGUAGAAGAGGAACUAAACGAGGUCGCCCAAAAUGUUAUAUCACUGCAAUGUGUGGACAAACAUCCAGCGCCUAUUCAGUGUUCGCCAGAAUCACUCGACCUGUUUGUCGUUAUCGAUGGGUCUAGAAGUGUUGGUUACAUCAAUUUUGGUAAAGUUCAAAACUUCUUAAAAAAACUGGCUGACGAGUUCUUAAUCGGCCCAAACAACGCUCACUUUGGCGUGUUACAAUAUGGUGAUAAGGUAGAGAGCAGGAUUGAGUUCAAUCUUGAUAAAUACCUGAGCAACAGCGCGGUUUCAAAAGCAAUUGAGGAUAUGAAAUUUCUAGAUUCGACCAGAACCGACACCGGACAUGCUUUAUCGGUUGUCAAUAAACAGAUAUUCAAUGGAACAGGAGUUGAUCGGCCUGGUAUACCAAAUAUAUUAAUUCUCUUCACUGAUGGCCUUGCCCACGAUAUCAGACUUGCAUACAGGCAGGCGGAGGAAUUAAAAAGAAAAGGCACAAGAAUCAUUGCAAUUGGAGCUGGAAGAGAAGCUAACAAAGUCUUUCGACAAAUAAGACGUGUGGCUUCAAGAAAAGAAGAUGCACACAAGUCGGACUUUGAUGAACUUUCAGGCAUUGUCGACGACUUGCUAGACGUUGUCUGCAUCUAAAGAAUCUAACAGCCGAAGUAAAUACCCCAAUAUUGUAAAAAUGGACUGCAGAACAUACGUAUAUAAUUGCUGCUGUUCCGACAUUAAAAUGAAACAGUUUAGAUAAUAAGCGUAGUUUAGAAUAAACUAACAUUUGUGUUGUCUAACAUAAACACCAUCUUUUAGCGAUGAUUUGUGACAUAUAAAGACCUGUUAUGCAAGUUAUUUCACGUUACAUGCAUAACUUAUCUCUAAAGACAUCUCUGUUACUUUAAAAGUAAAUGCGACCAUAUAGAAUACGGUAGAGUUGCAAAACAAAUGAAUAAUGAAAACUUUUUUUUAAUCUGUGA